This is a messenger RNA of Anisakis simplex (herring worm), 273 nucleotides long. The record is from the annotation of a GenBank genome assembly. NCBI's taxonomy places the organism in Eukaryota, Metazoa, Nematoda, Chromadorea, Rhabditida, Anisakidae.
CCAACUCAUCUGGAGGUUAUUUGUGAAAGCCCUUUGCAUGCUGGGCGAAAGGAUGCCGAGCGACAUUUUUGUGUUCAGAUUGCAUCGAAUCGUUUUGAAGGAUUACGUACUGUUGAGAUGCAUCGAAUGGUCAACAAAUGUCUUGCCGAGGAGUUAGCAGGUCCAGUGCACGCACUGAGGAUCGAUGCUUAUCCAUCAUCGAAAUUCGAAGAUCAGCAGCCAACUGAAUCGCCGAAGUGUGAAAAAGGAAAACAUGGUACUCACACCAACUAG